AUGGCAGAGUCGGUCAGAUCAGAUCAAUAUGAUGAAGACGAAGAAAGACCCGAAUUGUCACACUUGGCUUCAUGGUCUGUCUCCUCGCACAAAUAUGGGUUCGGAGUUGACAAUCUAAGGGAUGGUAACGAUAAUACGUUCUGGCAAUCCGAAGGCCCUCAACCUCAUUUGAUAGAUCUUUCAUUCCCUAAAAGGGUGCACGUAUCAGCAAUAGCGGUACAUAUGUCACAUCCAAGGGAUGAUUCAUAUACACCUUCCAGAAUUUCAAUUAGAGCAGGAACUGGAUUACAUGAUUUACAAGAGGUUAGACAUAUGGAAUUCAGUAAACCGGAUGGAUGGAUGCCUAUAGUUCUGAGACCUAUGGAAGUUAGUAAUGAUGUAGAUGAAACUGAAGGCCCACCAAUACCAUGUCAUCAUCUUCGAAUUAUAAUACUAGCAAAUCAUCUAAAUGGGAAAGAUACUCAUGUAAGAGGGUUGAGAGUGUUUGGAUCACCAAUACAACCACAAAAUCCUUCUUCAACUCCACUAUCCCCACUCUCAGAGACAUCUUCAUCCAACGAUCAAUCGGGAUUGAAAAAGACUACAGGAAAACAAUUGUUGCAAUUGGGCCAUGAUGGUCUGAGUGGUUUCACAAGUCAACAAUUCAAGAUGCAUGAGUUUAUACGUUGA
This is a messenger RNA of Kwoniella shivajii, 669 nucleotides long. RefSeq lists its product as uncharacterized. Gene Ontology annotation, biological process: anaphase-promoting complex-dependent catabolic process; protein K11-linked ubiquitination. NCBI's taxonomy places the organism in Eukaryota, Fungi, Basidiomycota, Tremellomycetes, Tremellales, Cryptococcaceae. The transcript has 7 exons. The coding region runs from base 1 to 669 and encodes 222 amino acids. Gene Ontology annotation, cellular component: anaphase-promoting complex. The record is from RefSeq and is a predicted model, not a curated record.